Messenger RNA from Bactrocera latifrons, 730 nucleotides. RefSeq names its product inactive pancreatic lipase-related protein 1-like. The record is from RefSeq and is a predicted model, not a curated record. Gene Ontology annotation, molecular function: lipase activity. The transcript has 3 exons. NCBI's taxonomy places the organism in Eukaryota, Metazoa, Arthropoda, Insecta, Diptera, Tephritidae. The coding region runs from base 33 to 638 and encodes 201 amino acids.
GCGUGUGGCAUUUAUCAAUUAAAAAUUAAAAUAUGAGGAGUGAAAUUMGUUGUCUGUGCGUAAUUAUCGCGGCUAUAAUUCCACCAUCUGCCGCCAAGAUYCGUGCUACCUUUCCCUUCGACUGUAUUUAUGUGCGCGAUGAGUGUCCCAAUGAGCAUAUACAAUUUUGGCUCUACAAAAACAUUUCAAGUGAACCACAACUCUUAGAUCCACUUAAUCUCAUAAAGGCCGAUUUCGAACCACGCUGGCCUUUGAAAAUUCUCAUACACGGCUUUAACGGUAAUCGGUAUGCUUCACCGAAUCUCGAAUCGCGUUCAGUGCUCUUGCGCACCCAGCGAGUACAUGUGAUCUCAGUGGACUAUAGCAGGCUGUCGGCGUUUCCCUGCUACUACCCGUGGGCGGUGAGCAAUGCGCGUGUCGUGGCUCGCUGUUUAGCGCAACUAACAGAUAACUUAAUUGAGCGUGGCAUUUAUAUGGAUAAAGAUAUACAUUUGAUUGGUUUCAGCUUGGGCGCUCAGAUCGCCGGAUUGUCGGCAAAUAGUGUGAAGCAACCUUUGCGACGCAUAACAGGUGUGUUGCAAAUAGAACUUAAYACUUUCCAAACUACUUCUUCCAUCCUCGAUUACGUUUCUCGGUAGGUUUGGAUCCCGCUGGUCCCGCCUUCGUUACUUAUAAUCGCAGCGAGAAGCUUGAUGCCUCCGAUGCCGAGUUUGUCGAUGUCAUACACACA